UAUUCAAAGCCGAGAGGAUUAAAGAACCGACAUGAUAAAAUCAUAUGUAGAAGCAAAUCUUGGAGUGUUUGACCACUUCCAAAGUCAACUCUCCUUCAAGUGGGUUACCUUUUUAACUACAAACAAAACACAAAGAACAUAAAGACUAAUCCCUACCUCUCUAUAAAUCAUUCCACGACAAGUCAUAACUUUCCAGCUUGAAUACAAAUCUCUCUAUUUCUCUGCAAAAAAAAAAUGGCAAAAUGUCUCAUCAAUUCUUGUAUCCCUAUCCUCCGUAGACGCCAAGCAAUAGUCACGCUAGUUUUCUUUGAGCAAGGAUCCACCAAAACCCUAUGUGACUCAAAGAAACACGUCGCCGGAGAAAUCAUGUUCGAGUUUCCCGAUCAAAUCGUGUGCCAUGCAGAUUCAUUCUUCAUCGGCCGUCCCGUUCCAGCUCUAGCCAUGGACGACUAUCUACUCCCAGGUCAAACCUAUUUCGUUUUACCGAUCGAACGUUUCGCUUAUAAAAUCUUAACCACUUCGUGUCUCUCCAUCUUCAACUCUAAUAAUGGUGAAAAAGUUCCGUCUACUAGUCAACCAACGUUGAAUUUCACCGCCCCGUCGAGUCCACCACCGUUCGAGUAUUCUAAGGGAGUAAACGGGAAGGUUUUGAUAAAAGUUUCUCCUGUUUUUAUCAUGAGUCUUAUAUGUAAAAACAGAAACAUGUGCAGCAAAGGAGAGGCGAUAAUAGAUUGUGGUGAGAGCAGUGAGCUUUGUAAUUCUCCCGAGCUAAAGAAGCAGUAUGAUCAGCUUGUGGGAACGAGAGAACACAUAUGGUCACCGAAGUUGCAGACGAUCUCCGAGCAUGAGAUUAGGGUCUCUCCAUUAAGGUUCUUGGGGAUUAUUCGAAGGCAACAAGAAGUGAAAUGAUUAUUAGCAGGGAGAAUUUUUUGGACCGCUGACUUCACGCAUGUGGGUAGUUGGAUUUGGAGGCGCCUUGUGAAGCUAAGGCAUUUGGCAAAGCCUCGCAUCCUUUGUCACGUUAAUUCAGGCGUCUUUGCGUCCUUUUUGCAUGAUAAUUGGACGGAAUUGGGGUCGCUCAUUGACAUCGUCGGAUCUCUAGGCCCUCAGGUCUCGGGUAUUCCAAUUGACAGCUCUGUUUCUGAGGCCGUCUCCUUGGGCGCAUGGAGAGAGUCUCGCAGUAGGAACCCAAUUUUGAGAAGGCUUUUACAGUCCUUACCCACUCAGAUUCCAGACAUAAAUUCACCUGAAAAUGACUAUUAUAUAUGGAGAAACUCCCCUGAUGAUCCUCCGUCAGUCUUCUCAACUUCAAAGCUUUGGACUUCAUUGAAUCCCCCACCGCCGUUGGUUUCAUGAUAUAAGGAAGUCUGGUUCAGUCAAAAAAUCCCAAAACAUUCUUUUAUGGCUUGGCUCCUGCUAAAAGG
Molecule: messenger RNA, 1424 nt
Organism: Brassica napus (rape)
Lineage: Eukaryota; Viridiplantae; Streptophyta; Magnoliopsida; Brassicales; Brassicaceae
Exons: 1
Coding region: 235-909 (224 amino acids)
Source: RefSeq, a predicted model, not a curated record